This is a messenger RNA of Penaeus vannamei (Pacific white shrimp), 781 nucleotides long. Its product is annotated as anti-lipopolysaccharide factor. The record is from RefSeq and is a predicted model, not a curated record. NCBI's taxonomy places the organism in Eukaryota, Metazoa, Arthropoda, Malacostraca, Decapoda, Penaeidae.
CUUAAUAUAUUUGCUAGCUUAAUAGGCUCUUGGCAACUCAUUUCUUACUUGCACUGGGGUAUAUAUAAAAGGGGAAGGGGUCGUUUAACCUCAUUGUCUGCUGUUAACUUGAGAGUAACUUUCCUAGUUUAGAGGAUGCGUGUCUCCGUGCUGACAAGCCUGGUGGUGGCGGUGUUCCUGGUGGCACUCUUCGCCCCAGAGUGCCAGGCGCAAGGAUGGCAGGCUGUGGCAGCGGCCGUCGCCAGCAAGAUCGUUGGGCUGUGGAGGAACGAGGAGACGGAGCUGCUGGGGCAUAAGUGCCGCUUCACCGUCAAACCUUACAUCAAGAGGUUACAGCUGAACUACAAGGGGAAGAUGUGGUGCCCCGGCUGGACGACUAUCAGAGGGGAAGCCAGGACACGCAGCCAUUCCGGGGUGGCUGGAAGGACGGCCAGGGACUUCGUCGAGAAAGCCUUCAGGGACGGCCUCAUCUCCGAACAAGAUGCUAAGCGGUGGCUGAACUAACGGGCCCUCUCCUGCGUGAGGAGCUGUCGGGGUUCGAGCCUUCGUUGGCAGUGGAAGCUCUGCCAUCUUGAGCUGUUGUAUCUCUCUCUUCCACGUAGAGUUGACGUCUUGAGCUAUUCUUGUUGUCCGAUUUUUUGUUUUACUUAACAACUACACGAAAGUAUAUAACAAAAGCUGGUAAUUGACGGUCUUAGAAGGAUCCUCAGACUCUUUUGUUAUUGAUAUUAAGGCAAGGUAGAUUCUUUGAAAUGUGACUUUAAUAAACUUGAUCCUUUUU